Molecule: messenger RNA, 1827 nt
Organism: Periconia digitata
Lineage: Eukaryota; Fungi; Ascomycota; Dothideomycetes; Pleosporales; Periconiaceae
Source: the annotation of a GenBank genome assembly
CCUGGCCUGCAUGCUACACUACACGCUACACGUCUCCACGCUCUCUCGCGAGGAGCCGUGUCCACUAUAGCCCACCAGACCAAACAACUCCCGCGCCACUCCAUCUCCCCCAGCGCGACCUUCUGCCGCCAGCUGAAACGCGCGCGCACUGACGGUCCGCCCCAACCCACGGCUCAUCAGGUAGCACGUCAAAUCUACCACACGUCCCCGAAACCAUCUCCAAUACACGCCUACACACUUAGCACAAGACAUAACCUCGCGCUACCCUACGCUAGCACAUCCCCUGGAUCCUGCCCUACUCUGCUGCAAUUCCCGAGCCCCGGAGCAUGUAUACAUCAAAUACUGUGCCUCUGCCGCCGUCUGAGCCAUGAGCCCUCCUCACACCCACCCAGACGCCUUCCACGUCCCCAUUGCUUCCGCCUCCCAGCUGCUGCCAGCCACCAACCUGGACAAGAUACAAGUAGCAGCCGCCGCCGCCGCCGACCACGACAAACUCGACGACACCAACACCAUCCGACCUCAUCCCACCAUGGGCAAGACUGUGUGCAACGCUUCGCCCGAAGCUCGACGUCCCACCACGCCUCGCUCCCAGAUCGACCCCUCUGCCGCCUCUUUCGACAUGCUUCCUACACAUACUCCUCGCUCCCGCAACCGCUCUCCCUACUCCCGUUCUCACCUCCGCUCGCACAGUGGCUCCAGUCCUCUGCUGGCACCGCCCAUGAUGCGAGCACACUCUCUCCCAACCGCCAUAGGUGCAUCGGGCUACCUGGCUUUGUCUCCUUCACCAGUUCCUGGACGUCCAUCAUCCCCGCUUCGCUCUCCCAAGCGUACGCGAAGCCCACGGAGCCAACCGGCAAGCUACGAGGAUUCGUGCGCGCAUUCUGGCGCGCCCAGCGUGUGCGAUAUCUCCGAGGAUGCCGAAUUGAAGUUGGUGCCACAAGCAGGACCACUCCAACCAUCACCCCUCUCCGGUCUGUACAGCAGCACUGGAUCCUUGUCGAGAAGGAGAAGGCCAGCUUCACCGCUUCACCAGGUCGCUUUUGGUGGGCCUCUCAGCACUCCUGCAGUUCGAACGCCAACUUCGGGCUCGUCGUCCCCUUCCCUAUCCUCUGCCAAGUUCAACGAGCCUUUCCCCAGCCUGGGCUCCCACUACUCAUCCUCUCUCACAUCUUCCUCGUCGAUUCCCUCUACCCCAACCUCGAUGCGAUCCCGGAGCCCUUCCAUCUCUUCGCUCGAGACCAUCCCUGACAGUCCAGACGCUGAAAUCGAGGCAAUCGAGACGGAUCGAAUUGCCAAAUUGAAAGCGGCGGCCGACAGGGAGAGCGAGGUCGCCGAAGGCGUCAGGCGUUCAAGUCUAGAUGUGUCUGGCGGCAGCGGACGCACGUUUGGUUUUGGCAAGCGCGAUGCUAGAAAAAGGUGGAGUGUGUGUGGAGCCGAAAGGCGCCAGGACCUCGACCUGGAAACCAUCUGGGAAGAUUGAACGGCAGGGUCUCGCCUGUCCUGUAUUAUGCAUUGUUUUUCUCUUUUACUCGGACAUCCGGGUUUGCAGCAUAUCUCGGCGUUUGUGAAAAUCAUUUCCGGCUUUGAUCCGGUAUCGGUCUGACGGAAGGCCUUUGUUUCUUCUUCUUCUGCUACUAUGCUUUCUGUUUUUUACACGGCACCCACUCACACAGAACGAGUGAGGCGAGAUUGCACACUGGGCUUUUUCUACCCUUUUCUAUGGCCAAACGGCAUUCGGUGCAAUGGCAUUUUGAUGAAUACGCCUUAUUCACAGGCAAAGAUACCCUCCAAAGCAAGGAGAAUGGUGCCUCGGUAGCACCACUACAC